AUGCUUUUCUUUAGACCCACAAGGACUUUCUGCCAAUGCACAAGAUUAACCCAACAGAAAAGACUGCAACACAGUGGUGAAAACCGGAGAGUCGUAGUUACCGGACUUGGACUCUUGUCACCACUUGGAAUCGGCGUUUCGCAGUCAUGGUCUCAGUUGAUUGCUUCCAAAUCAGGUGUUGGCAAAGUCAAAGACGAAGAACGCUACAAAGAUAUUCCCUGCAAGGUGGCCGCCUAUGUGCCCGACAUUGAUUUACAUUUAGAGCAGUCCUUUAGCAAGAACCAUUUGAGAACGUAUUCGCGUUCAACACUGUAUGCACUGCUUGCGGCAAAGGAAGCAGUUGAUGAUGCACAGUACCGGCCGGCAAACGACCAUGAAGCUUCUCGAAGUGGAGUUGCCAUCGGUUCGGGAAUGGUCGACUUUGAGGAUGUUCUCUCGGCGGGUGACAAAUUACGGCACGAAGGCUACAGCAGAGUCAGCCCCCACUUUAUUACCAAGGUGCUUCUCAACUUGCCUGCGGGUCAUGUGAGCAUGGAGUACAACUUGCGAGGACCCAAUCACACAGUGUCCACCGCCUGUGCCACUGGGGCCCACGCCAUUGGAGAUGCAUUCAACUUUAUCCGACACAAUGUCGCCGAUGUGAUGCUCUGCGGUGGAGUGGAGGCACCUAUCAACCCGCUUUCACUGGCUGCCUUUAGUCGGAUCCGAGCUCUCUGCACCAAGUACAAUGAAAACCCUGCUGCUGCAUCAAGGCCUUUUGAUGCCAACCGCUGUGGCUUUGUCAUGGGCGAAGGCGCAGGUGUUUUGGUGUUGGAAGAGCUGAAUCACGCUUUAAAGAGAAGUGCUAAAGUGUACGGCGAAAUUGUGGGAUACGGGCUUUCAGCUGAUGCCAACCACGUGACGGCUCCCAGUGAGGACGGACAGGGAGCGCAGAGUUGCAUGAGAAAUGCUCUCCUUGACGGCAAUCUACGGUUAGAACAAGUUGGGCACAUCAACUGCCAUGCUACCUCCACUCCUCUGGGUGACCAGAUUGAGCUGAAUGCCAUCAAGGACUUGUUCAGUAACUCAGGUGCCAAUUUGGCCAUUACCAGCACCAAAGGCUCCAUCGGGCACUUGUUGGGAGCAGCCGGAGCCACAGAGACAAUCUUUGCCUUGCUCGCAUGUCAUCAAGGCGUUGUUCCGCCGACACUCAACUUGGAUUCACCCAUUGACAGCCAAGUCCACAUAGUUGCCAAUCAAAAGCAAUCUUGGUCAGAAGACAAACGGGUGGCAUUGAGCAAUUCAUUUGGUUUUGGCGGAACUAACGCGUCUAUUGCCAUUUGUAACUUUGUAAAUUAG
Molecule: messenger RNA, 1338 nt
Organism: Rhagoletis zephyria (snowberry fruit fly)
Lineage: Eukaryota; Metazoa; Arthropoda; Insecta; Diptera; Tephritidae
Source: RefSeq, a predicted model, not a curated record